AUGGCGCAAUCACUCGACGAGGCCGAGGAGUUCAUUCGGGAAAUGAGAGCGCCCAGCCCGAAAUUCAUCCGAUUCGGCAGGGCCGGCCAAAAGUUCAUCCGGUUCGGGAGGAGUGGGGCAAACACUUGGGACCACUCAACCCUCGAAGAGCUCGACAACCUUGACGGUGGCGUGGAGAAGCGAGCCGGGCAGAAGUUCAUCCGAUUCGGU
Molecule: messenger RNA, 210 nt
Organism: Mesorhabditis spiculigera
Lineage: Eukaryota; Metazoa; Nematoda; Chromadorea; Rhabditida; Rhabditidae
Source: the annotation of a GenBank genome assembly